AUGAGCGACGCGGUUGACAGGACUCGCAAGGCAAUUCGUGCUCAGCUGCUGAGGAACCACCCUUUCAGCAGGCCUGCUACUGCCCAAUCGAUCAGGGCGCAGCCAGGAAGUGAUGAGGACGAGCCACCGCUUCACAGUGCUCUCGCACGCCUUGCCACACCAGACAAGGUAACCGUCGAGGUCGGACCUGAGCGGUUGAAGUACCAUGUGUCCGAGACUUUCCUCAGUCACCACUCUGAAUACUUCCAGCGAGCCCUUUUUGGAGCCUGGAAGGAAGCCUCCGAACGUACUGUGGUACUUAGCAGCGACGUUGAGCCCUGUAUCUUCAACCUUUUCGUGGAAUGGCUGUACACGCAGACACUGCCUACUCUUUCUCCGGAUUGGCGCCGCAUCGCUGAUCCCUUACACCCUUACAGCGUCUCGGCCAAGAUGCUCCGCUUGAAGUUGUACGUCUUUGCCGACCGCUUCAUGGUACCGCUAUUGCGUCAGCAGCUCAACCGCGCCAUCGUCAACGAUUAUGACUCCGACUGUCCAGCCCUCGAGGAAUACGAGACAGUUACUUAUGCCUUCCACAAUUUACCGCCAACCGACCCGAUACUGGAUCUCAUCGUAGACCGCUACUUUAUGGUCUGGAGGCUCGAUCUCGACGAAGGCGAGGAUGAGGAGGCCUACGAGACUCUGCCGCACGAAUUUCUAUUGCGAUUCUACAAGAGGGUUGGGAAGUGGCGCAAGGACGACCUCCAGAACCGUCACCAGCUUUUCAACAUGGACUUCUGCAGCUACCACGAGCACCGAACUGAGGAAGAGAAGCUACAGUGCCCUCACAAGACUCAGAAGAUGAAGGCUGGCCAAGUCUGGCUUACGCGGGAGCCACGAGGCGAGCAAGCCAACUUCGAAACGAAUACUCCGUAA
This is a messenger RNA of Macroventuria anomochaeta, 912 nucleotides long. RefSeq lists its product as uncharacterized. The coding region runs from base 1 to 912 and encodes 303 amino acids. Gene Ontology annotation, molecular function: protein binding. The record is from RefSeq and is a predicted model, not a curated record. Lineage: Eukaryota; Fungi; Ascomycota; Dothideomycetes; Pleosporales; Didymellaceae. The transcript has 2 exons.